This is a messenger RNA of Caenorhabditis remanei, 336 nucleotides long. RefSeq lists its product as uncharacterized. Bases 1 to 336 code for a protein of 111 amino acids. NCBI's taxonomy places the organism in Eukaryota, Metazoa, Nematoda, Chromadorea, Rhabditida, Rhabditidae. The record is from RefSeq and is a predicted model, not a curated record. The transcript has 4 exons.
AUGUCGGUGCCACCACCGCCACCAAAAAAGGACGAUCGGGAAGCAGUCAAAGACCUAAUUGGAGAAAUCCGAGUCAUUUACAAGGAUAUCAUUAAACUGCGAGCCAACGAUCGUGAAUUAUACAGGCAAUUGUCUGACAGAGUGAAUGCAAUUGAGCAGGAUAAAUCAAAACGUUUUAUGAAAAAUCGUCGCAAGUACAAGCUGGAGGAGAAGAAUAAGUUGAAGAACGCUUCUGCUAAUCCAGGAAAUGCUCCGAAGAAGACACCAUCGAAGAACUCGAAAAUUGAUUCGGCUAGUAAUGAACCCGAUGAGAAGGGAGCGGAGAAGGAAGAGUGA